AUGGACACACCACCAAAAUUAAAUGAUUUGACAAAACUCCUAGUACAGUUUAGAGCCAACCAGUUUGCUACAUGUACUGAUAUUGAGAAAGCUUUCUUACAUGUUGGAUUGAGCGAAGAAGAUAGAGAUGUUACCCGAUUUUUAUGGCUUAGUGACCCUACAAAUCCAGGAAGUCAGCUGAAAACUUAUAGGUUCAAAGCAGUGUUAUUUGGAGCGACGUCUUCGCCCUUUAUACUCAACGCCACAAUACAGAAACAUUUGAAACAAUUCGGAAACAGUGAAACAGCUAAAAUUCUAGAAAGAGAUAUUUACGUUGAUAACAUAUUGUCUAGUAUGAACAAAGAGGAAGAUUUACUUACGUAUUUCAAAGAAGCAAGAAGCUUGAUGGCUGGAGCUGGAUUCAACUUGAGAUCAUGGAGUUCAAACAGUGCUAAAUUACUAGAAUUAGCUAAAGAAGAAAACGUCCUAGAUACGGAUAAGUAUACCAAAAUACUUGGAAUGUUGUGGAACAGUCGUAGCGACGAGAUUUUUUACCCUAAGCGUGAUAUUCCUACACUGGAACUACUUCAACAUGUAACUAAACGAGAAGUUUUGAAAUAUUCUUCUAAGAUUUAUGACCCACUAGGCUUACUUAGUCCGAUUACAAUUAGAGCGAAAAUUAUGAUACAAGAGUUAUGGAAAUGUGGAUUAGAUUGGGACGAACUUAUACCAGAUAAUUUAAAGACUACGUGGAUAGAUUUGACCAAAGAUUUGGAAAAGGCAAUACAAUUCACUAUUCCUCGAUAUUACUUUAGCAAGCCAUCAACAUCAACAGAAUUAGUACUUCAUGUAUUUACAGACGCAAGUCCAAAGGCGUACGGCGCAGCAGCUUAUUUGAGUAACGAAAACGAAACAACUUUAGUAAUGGCGAAAACCAGAGUAGCACCAGUCAAAUGCUUAACCCUCCCACAACUUGAACUUAUGGCAGCAAUCAUCGGCGCACGACUAGCUGCACAUCUUCAUUCAACACUUAAUUAUCCAAAAAUUGUAUUUUGGUCAGAUAGCAGCAUCGUUCUUCAUUGGCUAACAUCUACGAAGACUUUGAAACGUUUUAUAGCUAAUCGAGUGAGGGAAAUAACAGAAUUGACGCAUCCAUACAAAUGGCGAUAUUGCCCUACUGAUAACAACCCGGCAGAUCUUCUAACAAGAGGACUUACAAUUGAACAAUUUGACCAGAGUAUACUUUGGCAGAAAGGACCACAUUGGUUAACAGAUAGUACAAAAUGGCCGUAA
Messenger RNA from Mytilus trossulus (common blue mussel), 1272 nucleotides. RefSeq lists its product as uncharacterized. The transcript has a single exon. The record is from RefSeq and is a predicted model, not a curated record. Gene Ontology annotation, molecular function: nucleic acid binding. The coding region runs from base 1 to 1272 and encodes 423 amino acids. NCBI's taxonomy places the organism in Eukaryota, Metazoa, Mollusca, Bivalvia, Mytilida, Mytilidae.